GUAUAUACGGGGAAGACGAAGAGACGAUUCCAAAUUAACCAGUUUCGCGGCUACGUCUUUCGUGCUAAUUCUUUUUCAGUUUUUAUUCAAUCUCCUCAUCCUCUAAAUGGCCGAUUUUUUAAAGUCAGCUGCUAAUUAUUUUAGUGCUAACAGUAACUAUAAUGGCGCUGCAGAGAAUCCUCUCAUCGGCGCUUUGGUCCAUGUCAAUUCGGUGCAGCUUCGGAUAAAACGUCAAAUUGGAGAAGGUGGAUAUGCUUUUGUUUUUAUUGCCCAAGAUGUACAGAGCGGCCAAGAUUAUGCUUUAAAAAGACUUAUUGCAGCUGAUUCAGAUGCUGUCAAAAGCAUUAUACAGGAAGUAGCUUUUUUGAAAAAACUAGCUGGUCAUCCUCAUGUGAUCAAUUUUAUUUCUGCCUGCUGUAAUGAUAGAGGAGGAGGUUCAAAAGAGUACUUGGUGGUUACUGAGCUGUGUUCAGGAGGAACUAUGCUUGAUGCAUUGAGAGUUCGAAACACACCACUUUCCCCAGAAGAAAUAACUUCUGUGUUCUGGCAGACCUGUAAAGCUGUUCAAGCUCUUCACAGCCUGGAUCAACCCAUAAUCCACCGUGAUCUUAAAAUUGAAAAUUUACUACUCACUGCGGAAGGUGUUAUCAAAUUGUGUGACUUUGGGAGUGCUACAACCCAGCAAUAUUUUCCUGGUCCAGAUUGGUCAGCAUCUCAGCGUGGUUUACUUGAAGAAGAAAUGGCGAAGUAUACCACGCCAGUGUACCGUGCCCCUGAAAUGAUCGAUACGUGGAGUAAUUUUCCUAUAACUCCCGCAGCAGACAUUUGGGCUCUAGGAUGCGUACUCUAUGUGCUUUGCUAUCAAGUGCACCCUUUUGAAGAUGGGGCAAAGUUGCGGAUUCUCAACGGCAACUUUAUGCUACCGAGCAAUGACGGUCGAUACGAUAUCUUUCACGAUAUUAUCCGUGGAAUGUUGAAAGUGGAUCCACGAAUGCGUUUAACGAUAACUGACGUUCUUGACCGUCUUGCAGCUAUAGGAGAAACUCGAGGAUAUCAGUUGAAAUGUGGACUUAAAUUGAGCCUACCAAUACAAGCAGCCAUGCCGCUACCGCAAAGUCGCCCGAGCGCGCCAAUCGCAACACAAGGAUCGCCUCAGCCACCACGCCGCCCUCCACCUCCGAAUCCCUCUGCCAACCAUCAUCCUACUCCUGCUCCAACUUCGCAUUUAACGACUGCUUCUCAACCUACAUUAGGAUUAUUAUCUUCUUUAAAAGGAGGAGCAGGAAGUCUUUUUAAAAACCUCAAGGAUACAUCCACGAAAGUGAUGCAAACAGUGCAGCAAAGUAUGGCACGCUUGGAGCUUGAUUUUAGCUAUGUCACUUCGCGGUUGAUCGUUACAUCAUUUCCAGCUGAAGGAAUUGAAUCGGCAUAUCGCCACCACAUUGACGAUGUCCGAAAUGCUCUCGAUGCCCGACAUGGGGUACAUUAUACAGUGUACAAUGUUUCCGGACGUUCAUACCCGUCUACCAAGUUCAACAAUUUGGUUUGUUGUGGUUGGCCUCAGCGUCAUGCUCCGUCAUUGAGAACUUUAUAUGCCCUGUGUAAAAGCAUGUAUAAUUAUCUUGACCGAGACCCAAAGAAUGUGUGCGUCCUUCAUUGCAUGGAUGGAAAAGCAUCUUCAGCAGUGGUUGUAGCAGCGCUUUUUCUUUAUACUCAGUUGUUCCGUUCUAUUGAAGAAGGAUUGCAGAUGUUCGCCGUCAAACGCUGCCCUCCCGGUCUGAACGCGUCCCAGUAUCGCUAUCUUAACUAUUAUUUGAGCCUGUUUGCUGAACCACAGCCUGCACGGCCUCACCACAAACCCGUCACUCUGGCUACCCUCACAUUGAGUCCAGUACCAUUGUUUACGAAAAACCGAGACGGGUGUCGACCUUAUGUAGAAAUUCUUCAAGGUGAUCAACGGCUUCUCUCCACGUUGAUCGAGUACGAACGGAUGCGCGUUUAUCACGUUUCAGAGAAUAAAAUUAUACUGCAGCUGAACACAACUGUAUGUGGCGAUAUUACUGUUGCAGUCUAUCACGCCCGUAAUACACUUGGAGGAGUUGUACAGGGAAGGCCAGCCGGGCUUAAAAUAUGUCAGUUUCAAAUCCAUACUGGUUUCAUUCAUGAGGAAGAAACAACUCUACGAUUGUCACGUAAUCAACUUGACGAAGUGGCCAUCAAUGCUGAGAUUGGGGACCUACAUGGACCCAACUUCACAGCAUCACUUAGCUUUUUCGUACUUGAUCAAGAGCGUACGGUUCAACCAGAACCCUGGGGCGCGUGCGACAACGCUGCUAAAAACGCAAUGGUACUAUUUGCAUCUCGAGAAGAAAUUAACGAAGUCUUUGAUACGUUUUGCGAUGUAACCGUGAGUAAUCCCAGUGAUGUAGAAGCAUCGUGUAAACCCAUCCAGGUUGGGGAUGUUGAAGAGCAUGUUGCCGACAGACAGCCUACCUUGGUUGGCAAGUCAGUCAGUCCUGUACGGCCUUCUUCUCCUAUUCAGGAGUUGAAUGUAGAUCUGUUGAAUUUGGGAUCUGAAUCUACAAGUUCAUUACCUAACCGAUCGUUGGCCAAUGAAGAAUGCGGGUUAUUGAAUUUGACAUCCGACACAUCUGGUAAUAUUUUGACCGAGAACCGAGGUGGUCACAAUGGCGACUUUCUUCAGGACUUAUUUCACUCCUCGAAUGAAUCAUCAGCUGCAAAUUUAGCUUUUCUUCCAACCGCAGCCCCAGCCAAUCCUUUCUUUACUUUGGACCCAUUUGAUCCCUUAGCAGGAACGGCUGCAGGCGUUGCAUCAACUCCGAUUAAUAAUUUGAGUUCUUCGAACAGCUUUAGCAAUUUUGCCACUGUUCAGCAGUCUCAACCGCCUGACGAAUCUCUUUUGGGUAACUGGGAUUCAAUACUUAAACAGCCUUCAAAUGGCGGAGCUCGGCCAAUGACAUUACCCAACAUUCCUCGCAAUUCGAGCACCCCUAAUUUGGAAACUAAAGCUAAGGACCCACUCGCUGAUUUCGGAAAUCUAAUUGGGCUAACUGGAGCAGCAAAUACCAAUACUGCCAAGGCACCGGCAUGGGGCCCAUCUUUGAAUACCAAUCCGCCCAUUAAUAUUGGAUUGGCGAAUCCGGCUACCGGUUUCUCCAAUUUUCCAACAGCGCCGGGUGCGUCGUUUACGAGCCCGUCAACGUCGUUAAGUGGGUCACCUCUUCAUAAGCCACAAAACGUAUGGUCGAAUAGUGUGCCACCACAGACUACUCGCCCACAUCCCACCUCAAACUCUUCGGCAUCUACAAAUUCUUCCACUCAUCAUCCUGUCAAAACACCUGGCGAAGCCCAAGCUGAUUAUUCUAGAACAAAUUUUGACUCAGUUUUUGGUCGCAACGAUUACAGUAAAGGAGGUGGCGGCUUACCGAGACCUAAAGUGGCUGGUGAUAUGUUUGGGGAUUUGCUAGGAACCCAGGGUUUCGAUUUCACUAGCACGAAGAGAGAUGCUGGUCCUAAAACCAUAAAUGCCAUGCGUAAAGAGGAACUAGCGAAAGACAUAGAUCCAGAUAAAUUGAAGAUAAUGGAAUGGACGGAAGGGAAGCAACGUAAUAUUCGAGCUUUACUUUGUUCUCUUCAUACUGUUUUGUGGGAGGGCACCAAAUGGCAAGAGGUGGGGAUGCAUCAGCUGGUAUCGCACACGGAUGUCAAGAAAAUGUAUCGUAAAGCUUGCCUGGCAGUUCAUCCGGACAAGCAGGCUGGAACUGACAACGAGAAAAUUGCGAAGAUGAUUUUUAUGGAAUUGAACGACGCCUGGUCCGAAUUUGAAAACGAUGUAACACAGCAAAACAUGUUUCGAUAACAGAUACAUUCCUCCAUUCUUCAUAGUUUACGAGCGUUGAUUGUUCUAUUUACGUGUUUAUAAUUGUCUAGCUUGGGCUAUUAAACUCAGACGAAAAGCCCAUGAUCUAGUCGUAACUUGGAAUCGAUGUCUCUCCCUACCGUCCCAUACUUCCUUUCAGAUUCAGCUACAAUAGCUUGCAUCACGUUUUUAGAGCUUUUUUCAACUGCUUUUCUUCUUUUUCUUCUCCGUGAUUUUAAUUGUUCUUUUGUUUCUACUACGGAGAAGUCGUCUCCGCCGGUUAAAGUUUAAUUCCUACCGGUUUUCAAGAAGUAAUACACGUGUCUGCAUCAUCGUCAA
Daphnia carinata is the source of this 4219-nucleotide messenger RNA. RefSeq names its product cyclin-G-associated kinase-like (gene aux). Bases 107 to 3880 code for a protein of 1257 amino acids. Gene Ontology annotation, molecular function: protein serine/threonine kinase activity; AP-2 adaptor complex binding; ATP binding. Lineage: Eukaryota; Metazoa; Arthropoda; Branchiopoda; Diplostraca; Daphniidae. Gene Ontology annotation, biological process: protein phosphorylation; positive regulation of Notch signaling pathway; regulation of clathrin-dependent endocytosis. Gene Ontology annotation, cellular component: cytoplasm. The record is from RefSeq and is a predicted model, not a curated record. The transcript is spliced from 17 exons.